Messenger RNA from Grosmannia clavigera kw1407, 738 nucleotides. RefSeq lists its product as uncharacterized. The transcript has 2 exons. Bases 1 to 738 code for a protein of 245 amino acids. Gene Ontology annotation, biological process: ceramide biosynthetic process. Lineage: Eukaryota; Fungi; Ascomycota; Sordariomycetes; Ophiostomatales; Ophiostomataceae. The record is from RefSeq and is a predicted model, not a curated record. Gene Ontology annotation, molecular function: sphingolipid delta-4 desaturase activity.
AUGCUUGCCAUCAUAGCGAACCUGCCGAUUGGGAUUCCCUAUAGCGCAUCUUUCCGGCCCUAUCACCUGACGCAUCACAAGUCUCUGGGUGUUGAUGGCUUGGACACAGAUCUGCCAACUGCUCUAGAAGCUUGGUUUCUCGACUCUAUCCUAGGAAAAGCGUUCUUCUGUACCUUUCAGAUAUUCUUUUAUGCUUUACGGCCCAUGGCUGUGCUGCGUAUCCCUUUCACUUGGGUUCACGCCGCCAACGUGGUCGUCCAGGUUGCCUUCGAUAUCAUUCUUGUCAAGACGCUAGGGGUUCAACCCUUACUAUACUUUCUCGUAUCUUCCUUUUUGGCGGGCUCACUCCACCCCCUGGCUGGCCAUUUUAUUGCCGAACAUUACGUUUACGACUUCGUCAGUCCCGAGGCUGCUGACCCGACCAACGGCAUAGCUAUCCCUGAGACAUACAGCUAUUACGGCCCCCUCAACGUGCUCGUCUACAAUGUAGGCUAUCACAACGAGCACCACGAUUUUCCUGCAGUGCCAUGGACACGCCUGGAAAAACUGCGACAAACUGCCCCAGAGUUUUAUAAUGAUUUACCUCAUCAUGCUAGCUGGACCUACGUUAUCUGGCGUUUUAUCUGGGACGAAACAGUUGGCCUUCACUGCCGCGUAAAACGCAGAACCGGUGGACGCAUUGUUGGUGGGCGGCAGGCGAAGGUGGCAAACUGGACAGAAACCGAGAUUCAAGCUUGA